Molecule: messenger RNA, 699 nt
Organism: Lactuca saligna
Lineage: Eukaryota; Viridiplantae; Streptophyta; Magnoliopsida; Asterales; Asteraceae
Source: the annotation of a GenBank genome assembly
AUGACUACUGAUAUUUUGGCGAUUCUUGUCACAACUGUUGCUUCUGAAUUUGCUUUCAAUGCCGGCGGAAGGGUUAUUGAUCCACACCGUUCCUCUUUAGGAACUAAGAUUGUAGAUAUGCUUAUAUGUGGAUCUGAUUGGUAUCACCACCAUUCCUUUCCAUCACCGCCGGAGCAUCGACCACCACCAUCGCCGGAGCAACGAUCACCACCAUCACCAGAGAAAUGUCCAAUAGCAUCGUUGGAGUACCACUCACCACCAUUUUUGUCGUUCAAAACCACUACAUCUCUCUCCUUACCUUCCUUCUUCUCCAAUCAGAUACACAUUCCUCUUUCUCAUCCCGGAUCUAAGAUCUCCGAUGAGGAUGGUUUCAGACCGUUGAGUAGGAUAUCGAGGAUGGUUUCAAACUACGAAGAUAUGAUAAAAAACAAUGAAGACCUGAUGGAAUCAGUGAAACCACCAUUGGGAGUCUUGAGAGAAGAUCGAUUCUUUUUCUCCAGUGAAACCAUCACCGAUUCUGGAAUCUGGUGCUCGUCUUCUUCACCUGUGCAUCAUCAUCGUUCUCCAUCAGCUAGGGUUUCGAGAUCGAUGAAGAAGUCGUUGACACAUAUAAAGAUCAGAGAAGAAGCUGAAUUCUCUCCGAUUCAUCGCCCCAAUUCUAGGGUUUUUACUUUUCGCGCUCGAUACUGUGUUGCAUAA